CUUACAAUGACAAGAUAGUUGCAUUUCUGCGGCAACCCAAUAUCUUUGAAAUUCUCCAAGAGCGACAGCCAGAUCUCACAAGAAAUCAUUCACUCAGGGAGAAGAUCCAGUUUAUUCGGACUGAAGGAACACCAGGUCUAGUGCGGUUAUCCAGUGAUGCAGAUCUUGUUAUGUUAUUAAGUUUAUUUGAAGAGGAAAUUAUGUCAUAUGUACCACCACAUGCCUUACUUCAUCCCAGUUAUUGUCAGUCACCACGUGGGUCCCCCGUGUCCUCCCCUCAGAACUCUCCAGGUACCCAACGUGCUAAUGCCCGUGCCCCUGCUCCUUAUAAAAGAGACUUUGAAGCUAAACUGAGGAAUUUCUACAGGAAGUUGGAGACUAAAGGAUAUGGACAAGGCCCAGGGAAAUUGAAAUUAAUUAUCAGAAGAGACCACUUGCUGGAAGAUGCCUUCAAUCAAAUUAUGGGUUAUUCAAGAAAGGAUCUACAGAGGAAUAAACUGUAUGUCACAUUUGUUGGAGAGGAAGGACUGGACUACAGUGGACCAUCAAGGGAGUUUUUUUUCCUGGUAUCAAGAGAACUCUUCAACCCAUACUAUGGUUUAUUUGAAUAUUCAGCCAACGACACAUACACUGUACAAAUUAGUCCAAUGUCUGCUUUUGUCGACAAUCACCAUGAAUGGUUCAGAUUUAGUGGUCGAAUCCUUGGUCUUGCUCUGAUUCAUCAAUACUUGUUAGAUGCCUUCUUUACUCGACCAUUUUAUAAAGCCCUUCUCAGAAUAUUGUGUGACCUAAGUGAUCUGGAAUAUCUUGAUGAAGAAUUUCACCAAAGUCUACAAUGGAUGAAAGACAAUGAUAUACAUGAUAUCUUAGAUCUCACAUUCACUGUAAAUGAAGAAGUCUUUGGACAGAUUACUGAAAGGGAAUUGAAACCUGGAGGUGCCAACAUCCCUGUGACAGAAAAGAACAAGAAGGAAUAUAUAGAAAGAAUGGUGAAAUGGAGAAUUGAGAGAGGUGUGGUGCAGCAGACAGAAAGUUUAGUACGUGGUUUUUAUGAGGUGGUUGAUGCUAGACUGGUGUCUGUAUUUGAUGCAAGAGAACUAGAAUUGGUUAUUGCUGGCACUGCAGAAAUUGACUUAAGUGACUGGAGAAAUAACACUGAAUACAGAGGAGGAUACCAUGAUAAUCAUAUUGUAAUUCGAUGGUUUUGGGCUGCUGUGGAAAGAUUCAACAAUGAGCAACGGUUACGGCUUUUACAAUUUGUUACAGGUACAUCGAGUAUACCUUAUGAAGGUUUUGCUUCUUUGAGAGGAAGCAAUGGACCAAGAAGAUUCUGUGUAGAAAAAUGGGGCAAAAUCACUGCUCUGCCCAGAGCUCACACUUGUUUCAAUCGUCUUGACCUUCCUCCUUACCCAUCGUUCUCCAUGCUCUAUGAGAAGCUGUUGACAGCUGUUGAAGAGACAAGCACAUUUGGUCUUGAAUAAGACAGAAAUUGUCUAACCCAGUAUCUGGGACUUUUGUGGAUCACUCCCCCAAAAUACACAAAUGCUUACAGCAAGUGGCAAAGAUUUAAAAAAAAACCUAUUGUACAGUGCAAUUGGAAGAAUGGGACUUUAUGAAUGAGAAAAACUGUAACAGCUGCAUGAGUACUCUAGAGCGAGGAUUGUGGCCUUGUUCCCCUGAGCACCAAAUGUUUAAAACUUAGUUGGAUUUUUUUUAAAAAAUGACGAGAGAUUAGCAACAAUUAGACCGCUGCAAAAUCGAAUACAUCUCAAAAAUGGAUUUCAUGAAAAUUCAGAGUUCAGUGAAAUACAAAGGUUGUUAGCUUGCUGCUAAAUUGUAAGAGGAUAAGUAAAAAUGCUUUCUAAAAAUCAAAUAGGAGUUAUUUCCCAAUGGUACACUUACUAUAUGUCUUACACAAUACAAGAAUAUGCUAUCUAUGCUAUACCUAAAUCUAUGUGUGCCUGCAUGACAUCUAUUGCAUUUCAAAGAUACAGCACAAGGAACAGUUAUUUUCUGCAGCUUAACAAGGGUAUGAAGAAAAGUUGGCAGCAAAAGAUGGUGUGAACAGAAAGACUUUUAAUUAGGAAAACCUGUACAAUUGUAUAUGCAAAUCAUGUUUAACAGAAGGGGAGCUAUUGUAAGAGAUUAAUGGUUAACUUUAUUCUUUAUACUGCAUGAAGGCUUUUUAAAAAAAUAAUGUGAGUUUAUCACAGCAUAUCAGGAAGAAGAAAGCCUCUUACACAGUGACUUUUGUUUAUUUUUAUAAGUUCAUAAUAUUGAUUUUCUUAGGGUGUAAAUAAGAAAAUAGACCUUUUUUGUUCUUUUCACUUUUCCAUGGUUAAAUAGUUCUUGUGUUCAAUUCUUUACACACUUAAGGUGUGUGUGUGUGUGUGUGUACACACACACAAACACACACCUUUAUUUUUAUAAAGGUAAGGUAUUCCUGAAACUAUUUUUUGCACCGAAUGUACCAAAGGGAUAUUGUGAAUUAAAUAACAAAAAAUAUGUAUCACUUCAUCCAAAAUCUAUAGGAGGUAGCUACUUUAAAGAACCUGAUUUUUAUUUCCCAGUUACAUUCUAGUUAAUGUCGGCAUUCUGCACAGUUAAAUAAUAAUUUUUAAAGCUCGCUACAUGUAAUAAUGUGUAAUAUGCAUUUUAUUUCAAAUGCACUUAUUUUCCUCCAUUAACUAAUUUCAUUAGAGCU
Molecule: messenger RNA, 2704 nt
Organism: Thamnophis sirtalis
Lineage: Eukaryota; Metazoa; Chordata; Lepidosauria; Squamata; Natricidae
Source: RefSeq, a predicted model, not a curated record